AUGCCAGAUUUUGCAGAGUAUGGUCUGGGAAGGUUUAUGCAUGGCAGACAAGAAACAGAGAACCAGGACAGGUGUGGACCCAUUGGAUUGUGUACAAAUACAGAUCAAAACCCAAAGCUCAAGAUGACAAAGGAACGAAUGCCUCCAAGGAAAACCCCCAUGUACUUCUUCCUGGCCAACCUGUCCUUUGUAGACAUCUGUUUCACCUCCACCACCAUCCCAAAGAUGUUGGUAAAUAUACAGACACAUAGCAAAGUUAUAACCUAUACAGGAUGCAUCAGCCAGAUCUGCUUUUCCUUACUCUUUGCAGGCUGGGACGACAUACUCCUGACUGUGAUGGCCUAUGACCGCUUCGUGGCCAUCUGCCACCCCCUGCACUACACGGUCAUCAUGAACCCCCGGCUCUGUGGGCUCCUGGCUCUGCUGUCCUGCAUCAUUAGUGUGCUGAAUUCCUUAUUACAGAGCUUAAUGUUGUUACAGCUUUCCUUCUGUUCAGAGGUGGAAAUCCCCCACUUUUUCUGUGAACUCAAUCAAAUGAUCCAACUUGCCUGUUCUGACACCUUUCUUAAUGACACAGUGAUAUAUGUUUCAGCUGUGCUGCUCGCUGGUGCUCCCCUUGCUGGGAUCCUUUGUUCAUACUCUAAGAUUAUAUCCUCCAUAUGUGGGAUCUCAUCAGCUCAGGGCAAUAUAAAAGCAUUUUCCACCUGUGCAUCUCACCUCUCAGUUGUCUCCUUAUUUUAUUGCACAGUCCUGGGAGUGUACCUUAGCUCCGCUGUUACCCAGAGCUCCCACGCAAGUGCAGUGGCCUCGGUGAUGUACAUGGUGGUCUCACCCAUGCUGAACCCCUUCAUCUACACCCUGAGGAACAGAGACAUAAAAGAGGCUCUGAUAAGAUUCUUCAGGAGGGCAACUAUAAAAGGGACAAUUGUCCUGGUGAGGAAAAUACAAAAUCACAGUUUUCACAUUGGGUCUGUUGUCAUUCCUUUUUACUCCUUAAUUGCUCUUCUCGAUGACACAGACUUUAUCAUCGUCUUCUUUAAGUCUCAGCCUAUGGAUAGUGAUGUGUCCUGCAGGGAAAUUGUGUGCCUACAGGUGGGAGGAGCAGAGGGAAAUGAUCCUAAUGAGCAGACCGAACCAGCUGUAAAUACUCCUCUGUUGCAGUCCCGCAGCACAGGCAACCUCCGGCUGGACAAGACUUGGUCAUCUCUUGUGCUGUCCUAA
This is a messenger RNA of Ailuropoda melanoleuca (giant panda), 1221 nucleotides long. RefSeq names its product olfactory receptor 1571-like. Gene Ontology annotation, biological process: G protein-coupled receptor signaling pathway. The record is from RefSeq and is a predicted model, not a curated record. NCBI's taxonomy places the organism in Eukaryota, Metazoa, Chordata, Mammalia, Carnivora, Ursidae. The transcript is spliced from 5 exons. Gene Ontology annotation, molecular function: olfactory receptor activity; G protein-coupled receptor activity. Bases 1 to 1221 code for a protein of 406 amino acids. Gene Ontology annotation, cellular component: membrane.